AUGCCUGUCCCUCACUACGGCGUCUGGGUUGGUAAACCCACUAGGUAUACUGUUGAUGGACCGCACGAUCGCACUCCACACAUUCAGCUCUUCUUUACCGAUGACUCCUCGAGGGAGCGGAGGGCUGCAAUCAAUGUCAAAUCUCGUGGUAAAGAAUCUCGCCUUGUAUUUUGGUCUUCUGACAACUUCACCCCUUCCAUCACGGACAACCUCUCGAAGUUGGACCCCGGUUUUUAUUUAGUCCAGGAUGACUACCAUUAUCGUUACAGACACUAUCAUUCAGAACACCCCGAUCUACACGGUAUUGACCUUUAUCGCAUGACGGGCCUUCUGGAUUUCAGGUCUGCACUGGUCUUGCCAGACAAUAUUCCGGGCCGGGACAAUGAUAUCCUGGACAAGAUGAGGCCCAUUCUUGAUAAUGCUAUCGACAACUCCGCAACUAUUUUUAUUUUUGGUUCGUCAUUUGGAUCUGGAAUCCAUAAUGUUCAUAUGAACCAGGGCAGUCUUCCUCAGUUUGAUAACGGCGUCUACUCGGAUGGAGCUCUACUAUUCAAGUUCGACGACGAACACUGGGAAGCAGUGUUUCUGGCCUUUGCUUCGCAGAGGCUCCCAACUGACGAUGAAGGAAAGCCGGAGCGGGACAGUGAGACCUUAUUGGAAAUGCUUGAGUAG
Aspergillus pseudotamarii is the source of this 672-nucleotide messenger RNA. RefSeq names its product YukJ family protein. The coding region runs from base 1 to 672 and encodes 223 amino acids. The record is from RefSeq and is a predicted model, not a curated record. Lineage: Eukaryota; Fungi; Ascomycota; Eurotiomycetes; Eurotiales; Aspergillaceae. The transcript has a single exon.